Messenger RNA from Nomascus leucogenys (northern white-cheeked gibbon), 2203 nucleotides. Its product is annotated as poly(rC)-binding protein 3. Gene Ontology annotation, cellular component: nucleus; cytoplasm. The record is from RefSeq and is a predicted model, not a curated record. Gene Ontology annotation, molecular function: mRNA binding. Bases 260 to 1423 code for a protein of 387 amino acids. Lineage: Eukaryota; Metazoa; Chordata; Mammalia; Primates; Hylobatidae. Gene Ontology annotation, biological process: regulation of gene expression; regulation of RNA metabolic process. The transcript has 15 exons.
GGCUCCCGCCCGAGGCCAAUGGGGUGGGCAGCCUCCCUCGGUGGAGAGCGAAGCACCACUCUCAUUUUUCUCCGUUAGCGUCUCAUCUUGUCUAAACGGGGAGAGUGGCCAUCUGUCCGAUACCCGCAUCAAACCUGAUCCUUCCCAGCCUCACAGAGCUGCUUUGUUCCGAGGUGACACCUUCUGGGCCCCAUCUGUCCUUCCUCACAGCACCCUCAGCACCUUAAGCCACCACCCUCAGCCACAAUUUGGCAGAAGGAUGGAGUCCAAGGUCUCAGAAGGUGGCCUGAACGUGACCCUCACCAUCCGCCUGCUGAUGCAUGGAAAGGAAGUUGGAAGCAUCAUCGGGAAGAAAGGAGAAACUGUGAAGAAGAUGCGUGAGGAGAGUGGUGCAAGGAUAAACAUCUCAGAGGGAAACUGCCCAGAGAGGAUCGUGACCAUCACAGGCCCCACAGACGCCAUCUUCAAGGCCUUUGCCAUGAUCGCAUACAAGUUUGAGGAGGAUAUCAUCAACUCCAUGAGCAACAGCCCUGCCACCAGCAAGCCCCCAGUGACGCUGAGGCUGGUGGUGCCUGCCAGCCAGUGCGGGUCCCUGAUCGGCAAAGGCGGCUCCAAGAUCAAGGAGAUCAGGGAGUCCCCAGGUGCCCAGGUGCAGGUGGCCGGGGCCAUGCUGCCCAACUCCACAGAGCGAGCAGUGACCAUCUCGGGGACCCCAGACGCCAUCAUCCAGUGUGUCAAGCAGAUCUGUGUGGUCAUGCUGGAGUCCCCACCGAAAGGUGCCACCAUUCCCUACCGCCCAAAGCCCGCCUCCACCCCUGUCAUUUUUGCAGGUGGUCAGGUAAGAGCCGAUCCGCUCGCGGCCUCCACUGCCAACCUCAGCCUUUUACUGCAGCACCCGCCGCUGCCCGCCUACACAAUCCAGGGACAGUAUGCCAUCCCCCACCCAGAUCAGUUGACCAAGCUCCACCAGUUGGCCAUGCAGCAAACCCCCUUUCCUCCCCUCGGACAGACCAACCCCGCUUUCCCCGGAGAAAAGCUGCCUUUACACUCCUCCGAAGAAGCUCAAAAUCUGAUGGGCCAGUCAUCAGGUCUGGACGCAAGCCCACCGGCCAGCACUCAUGAGCUCACCAUUCCCAAUGAUGCCAUGCUGCUGUCCCUGGCCCCCAUCAGAGAUGAGCCCUUCAGAUCUCUCUGCCACCAGGGAGGAGGAUGCAGCCAGGCAGGCUGCAUAAUUGGACGCCAAGGGACCAAAAUCAAUGAAAUUCGACAGAUGUCUGGAGCUCAGAUCAAAAUCGCCAACGCCACUGAAGGGUCAUCAGAGCGUCAGAUCACCAUCACGGGGACCCCGGCCAACAUCAGCCUUGCCCAGUAUCUCAUCAACGCCAGGCUGACGUCCGAGGUCACCGGGAUGGGCACGCUCUAAUCCUACCAAGCACCCUCCCCCCGCGUCACCCACCUGCCAGAGCCCAAGGCCCCCGGCUCUUGCACUCUGUACAGCCCACCUUCCCUGCCUCACAGAUACCAAUAGAGAGGUUUUCUUAAUUCACAAAAGGACGUAUGCCAUGGAGAAACACACCCGCGCACACAGCCGCUCUCUACAGAGACUGCAGGCUCCACCGAGUCCCCCUUCAGUGUUAUUUAUGACACGCCGAGUCCCCCCUUCAGUGUUAUUUUAUUUAUGACUUACGCUCCAGUCUGCCCAUGCACCGGCAUGCAGUGUUAAUUAUUUUAGAAAUAUUGUUCCUUGGUGUCAGCGUAGCUGUCUGUCUUAGGAGUUGGGUCGGCGUUCCGACAGCACUUCCUGUCCACCCUUCUCCUCUGCCAUCCAGAACUCUCCAGAACUGUUGCCUGAGACCCCUCCUCUCUACACAGCCCUGCCGUGCUGACUCGGUUUCCCCUCAGAGCCAGUGUUGUCUGGGCUCGAGUUUCUGCCCCAGGUUGUGUGCUGGAAUCGGGGGGUGGUUCUCCUGCCACCCAUGGGGAGCACCAGGAGAGGAGGGUCAUGGAAGAUGUUGGGGCUUUGACCCCAGGAGUGGGGUGGAGGGCAGAGCCUGCUGGGGGCCCUGCCUUCACAGAGAUGCCGCAUGCUGGGAAGGCUCUUGGGGUCCCCUGAGCGUCUUCCAGGGUGGCUGGAGAGCACAGACACGCCAGGGAGCCCCCUCUGUGCUCCUCAGAGUUCAAUAAAUGUCGUGGCCCCUCCUCA